This is a messenger RNA of Chaetomium strumarium, 949 nucleotides long. RefSeq lists its product as uncharacterized. Gene Ontology annotation, molecular function: protein binding. The coding region runs from base 209 to 838 and encodes 209 amino acids. Lineage: Eukaryota; Fungi; Ascomycota; Sordariomycetes; Sordariales; Chaetomiaceae. The transcript is spliced from 2 exons. The record is from RefSeq and is a predicted model, not a curated record.
ACCACCACCACCACGACGCCGCCGAUGGAUACGUCUCUACUACUAGAGUACGCGUGUUCCUUCUUUUCGGACCAUUUGUACCGAGCUACCUCUGCAGAUUACCAGCUGAUGGAAGAACUGUCCAACUUCCUGAGCGCCAACAAACGUCCUCUCCUGGAUCGAACUUGUUGCGAAGAGCGGGGAUCUCACCCCGCUGCCCCGGACAGCCAUGAAUCUACGAGAAUACCUUAGUCGACGGAUGAAGUAUGUGCCGCCAACGGAUAGAUCUGUCAAACUAGUCGAUGGCUGGGUGACAGAUCUCAUCCGCGUGCCUGCUAAGUUCCGGGCCCAACUUCUGGAUUGCCCGUCCUCCAUCCACUCGCUUAUUCCCCCCUUGUGCCCGUCAGAGUCAGUCAUCUCACGCACUUUUGGUACAGACCGGCGUCCGUCGCCCGCUUCAUCCGGCCUGGUGGUCAAGGGUCUCCCGCCCGGGCCCUGGGACGACUGCCUGAUCCGGAUGGACUUUGACAAAGGCCAAACAUCGGUUGUCAGCCACGGCGAUCGCUCCUUUGCCAUCGGAUUGUCCACGGGACAGAUCUCGCUCUACGAUACGGCUUCCCUACAGGUUCUCCGCCACCUCCAGCACCCCGAGCGUGUGAAGAUUUUGGAGUUCAGCCCUGAGGAUCGGCUCCUUGCGUCCUACGGCCGGAAAAGUCUUAUUCUCUGGGAUCCCAAAUCUGGGACCAUGGCGCGCUCGUUGCCCUUGCAGUCGCCUGCGCUUGGGGUUGUCUUCCUGGGCGUAGAAGAGCUUCUCGGCGCGUUCCAGUCUUGUGAAUUGACGAUAUGGUACAUGACCUGAUAACCGAGGAAGCCGUGUCGAUCUCGUGGAAGGACGCUGGACCGUCCGAAGAGCUCAACGUCGUCCCCCCCAAUCCGCCAAGCCAUGUAGCAUUUCUAGUGAGGACUCCGG